AUGGCGACCGUUCCAAACGAUGCACCACCACUGCAACCCAAAACGAUACGCUUUGUCAAUAAUCAGGGCCAACCGCCACAGAAGCGAAGGAGAAUCAAUGCGGCAUGUUUGACUUGCCGAAGACGAAAAACACGUUGUGCGGGCGAGCAUCCUCAAUGUUCAACGUGCGUCAAGAAUGGCCAUAAGUGUCUCGGAUACUCCGAUGUCCCGGAGAAACCACUUAAGAAGGACCCGGCCCCUGGGGGCAGCGUCGGCUCCGAAGUGGCCGUGAUUGACCAUCAAGACGGAGAGUACUCGGAUGACGAGCUGCCCGGUCUUCACAGACAUGACAAUUGGAAACAGCAAAGGAACGGCCUCGGUCGUCGCGACACAGAAGACAGCACAUCCUCAUCACGUCGGUUGUCCGAGUCUGCACAGCAGCAACCCGCCACGCAUUCUUCCGUGCGACUCAAGUCCGAGACUGUGGAUUGGGAGGAGUCGCAGUCGCUUGCCCAUCAUGGACAUGGAGCUGGUAAGCUACCACGAAGGCCAACAACAUAUGCGCGACACUCAUCAUUCUCUACCCAAGAUGGACGCAGCCCUAGUGUGCGGUCGCCGACAUUGCACCACAACCACUCUCACACUGAUAGCUAUCGCGUUCCGUAUUUCAGGUACUUUGGGCCUACUGCAAUCGUCCCGGGCUUCAAGCAAAUGGUCGUCAAGGUUCACGAUAGAAGACGCAGCUCCAUGUCAGCCACCUCUCCUGGCUCCGGUGUCUCAUUUCCGAGUAUCAAGUCAAUACAAUCCGAGCACGAGUACGACCAGUUGGACGAUGUUCCUGUUUACGAUCCUCAUGAUUCCAGUCCAGUUCAUCGGCUCAUCCUCGACUUGAUCGGCGUCUUCUUCUCUCACCUAGGCUGCAACUACCCAUUCUUGCGCGAAGAAAAGUUUACGCAAUGGGUCAAGGAGAAAAGAGUUGAGCCUAUUCUUGUUGAUGCAGUGUGCGCACUCGCAGCUCGGUUCUCGGAUUCUCCGAUUCUCAACAGAUCCAAUGGCAAAAAGUCUUUCAGAGCCGACAAUGGUCAUGUGUUUGCCCAGAGAGCAAAAGCAGCCACCGUAGACACUUUCCCCUGCCCCUCUGUGGCGGCUGUGCAAGCGUGUCUGCUAAUGGCUUACGAGGGCUUCGGGGCUGACCAGGAUAGUGCGCUUUGGAUGUAUCUCGGCCUAGCCAUACGCAUGGCGGUCGACCUUGGUCUGCACAAGAAGGAUGGCGUCAAGUAUCAAGGUGAGAAAGAUGCCUGGUACACGAGAGCCUAUAGUCGCCAGACAGAUGAUCAUGACCACGGCGCCAGCUUGAACAAACCCAGUGACGAGGAUACCCUGAGCUUGCAAGAGCAGCGGGAGUUGGAGCAAGAGAGAAUGGACACUCUUUGGACUGUCUUUAUGCUCGAUAGGGUCAUAUCGUCGGGCACUGGUCGGCCAGUCACUCUUCGGGAUGUUGAUUUUGAGCUUGAUCUUCCCACGAUUUCUGCAAAUCUGGGGACUACCCACCCCGACCCGUUUCCGACACUCAUCCAGAUGAUUCACUUGUAUGGCAGAGUUUCCGAUGUCCUCAACGAGAUUGUCAAGCCGAGUGAUCUCACCGACGAAAGAAUGAACAAGCUUAUUGUCCUGGAGAAUGAACUCACUAGGUUGCACCGGAGACAGCAUCCAAAUUUACAGUUCAACGCCGAGCACUUUCAAGCAUACGUUCAGACAGCACAAGGAACAAGCUUCAUCUUGCUUCAUCUCUGGUUCCAUGCAAUGAUUAUUGUACUGCACCAACCGGCACUUCUGGCGCCCUUGAUCCAGUAUGAUCAGGGUCGAGAACUAGGAUCUCAGAGUCGUGAGAUAUCCAUGUCUAGUGCCAAGACAAUUGCUGAUAUACUGGCAUUUGCAAACCUCAUUGACGCCAAAAGUUUCAUUGGCAAUCCCUUCACGUCCCAGCCUAUAUAUAUAGCCGCAUGCGCCUUUCUAGUCGAGUCGGAGAAGACGCACGCCUCGCAGCCCGUGUCGCGAGCCCCGUCUCCUCAUCCCGAUCGUGGUUCGUGGGCCACCCCGCGUUUCCAGGAUCGCAGAGACGGGCCUUUGGCUGAUGCUCGUCCCUCGACACGGCAUUUCUUGCUUGCGUCAGCCGCAAAUCAGAACUAUCAGGCCUGUUACAAGGCAUUACAGCAUAUGCAUACCUAUUGGGGCGGUGUACGAUAUAUACUAACAGCCUUGGACCAGAAAUCCGAGGGCAUAUGGGAUUGUGAAACUUACACGCGUGAAGAAUACGAGAGCGCCAGGCUGCCUCGACGUGGAAGCUCUCUGCAACGGCUCAUGGCAGCAAAGGCUGAGCAGUGCGCUUCACCAACGCCGCAGCCGGUUGCUCCCCCCUUGGCCUGGUCCUUGACCGGGACAACCAACACACCGGGUCCUAGUCUCACCCUCUUGUUCCCUCCAAACAGCACAAAUCCGGUGGCAAACGUUCCUUCAGCAUCGGCCCAGACAGCAGCCCCUCCGCCACCCCAGUCUGCGCCGACUCCUCCUGGCAACAUGAUUUACGAUCCAAUCCGCCAGAGUUUGCCCGAGACUUCGCAAAUGUAUCCUCCUGCAUACCCUCAGCCCAAUACGUCGGCACUGCGACAUUCCAUGACCCAAGCUUCUUCGCGUCAAUUGUCAGGUACGUCAGGUGCAGCCAAUCAAGGCAAAUCGUGGCCUCGAAUUGAUGCCAUGCCCCCUGAUAAAGCAUCCCACGCACCGACUACUCCGGACACCAUCAACAGCUUUCAGAUAGACCCCCCUUCUCAGCCUCGUGCCUGCAUGCUCCCGCAAAACCCUCAUACCCCGUCAUCGCACCCAUCUCCAGGAUACGAAGCGUCUAACUUUCCAACAGGAGCAUCGCCGACCAGCACAAUGACCGACUUGACGGUGGCCCAGUCGCAUGGAGGAACCAAUGUGAACUCGAGCAACACAUCGGUCACGGCCUAUUCUGGAGACAUGGCAACGUCUCACUUUACGCACAACGGCUUGGCAACGGGCACAUUUACCUAUCUCGAGUCGACAGGUCAAGGAAUGGAUCUCAUGACGUUUGAGAACCAGACGGAUUUUGGACCAGCUCUCGGCAGCUUCGAGUCGUCAGACAUGGCCAGUUGGCUUGGUAAUUGGGUGCCUAGCGAGAUUAUCAACGACUUGUAUGAAGGUUCUUUCAUGGGACAAUAG
Messenger RNA from Pestalotiopsis fici W106-1, 3222 nucleotides. RefSeq lists its product as uncharacterized. Gene Ontology annotation, molecular function: DNA-binding transcription factor activity, RNA polymerase II-specific; DNA binding; zinc ion binding. Gene Ontology annotation, biological process: DNA-templated transcription; regulation of DNA-templated transcription. The coding region runs from base 1 to 3222 and encodes 1073 amino acids. Lineage: Eukaryota; Fungi; Ascomycota; Sordariomycetes; Amphisphaeriales; Sporocadaceae. The record is from RefSeq and is a predicted model, not a curated record. The transcript has 2 exons.